This is a messenger RNA of Engraulis encrasicolus (European anchovy), 1143 nucleotides long. RefSeq names its product interferon-inducible GTPase 5-like. Gene Ontology annotation, cellular component: membrane. Gene Ontology annotation, molecular function: GTP binding. NCBI's taxonomy places the organism in Eukaryota, Metazoa, Chordata, Actinopteri, Clupeiformes, Engraulidae. The record is from RefSeq and is a predicted model, not a curated record. The transcript has a single exon. Bases 1 to 1143 code for a protein of 380 amino acids.
AUGGAAGACACCAGUCCUUUGCUGGAAGAUUCUGGUGAACAGUCAACUGAGUGGGCCAUGGCCAUAGCCAAGGCUAAAGAAAUAGUUAAUGGAUUAGAUCAAGUAGUGCUGAAUAUUGCUGUAACUGGGGAGACUGGUGUAGGAAAGUCCUCCUUUGUGAAUGCCAUCAGAGGUGUUCAAAGAGGGGAUGAAGGCUGGGCCCCCACUGGGGUCACAGAAACUACAAUGGAACCCAAAGAGUACCCCCACCCCAGCAUGCCCAAUGUGAGGAUCUGGGAUUUGCCAGGAAUAGGGACCCCAUCAUUUGAUGCAAAACGCUACGUAAACAAAGUACAUUUUGAAAAAUAUGAUUUCUUUAUCAUAGUGAGUGCAUCCAGAUUCAGGGAGAAUGACCUCAAACUUGCAAAUGAAAUCAAGAAAACAAAAAAGAAAUUUUACUUUGUUCGCUCCAAGAUCGACAAAGAUGUGAAAAAUGAGAUUGAGGAUGGAGGGGGUACAGAGGAAGAGAUACUACUCAAAAUGCGGAAAGACUGUGAGGACAAUCUCAGAGAUCUGGGAGGGGCACCUGUCUUUCUCAUCACAUCCAAGGACCUGACGAAGUAUGACUUUCCGAAUCUGGUAGACACUCUGAAAAGAGAACUUCCUGUGGAAAAGAUGGAUGUGCUCUUACAGAGUUUUCCUGUUUUUUCGAAGCAGUCUCUUGACUGGAAAUACCAAGCAUUCAAUAAAAACAUCUGGCAAGUGGCUGCUGCGUCGGGGAUCGUAGGUGCAGCCCCUGUGCCAGGCCUCUCAUUUGCAGUUGACACUGCCAUGGUGAUGUCCUUUCUCACCGGGGUUUACCGCUCAUUCGGCCUGCAUGACAAAGCCCUGGAAAAGCUGUCAGAGACAGUGGACAAGCCCAUACUGGGAGAGGUGAAAAAGUCGAAAAUUAUCCAGGAAAUCAGCAAGUACAUGCUCACAUCAAGCAUGCAGCCAAAACUAUUGGCUUCGGCUGCAGUCAAUGUUUUGAGUCUUAUACCGGUAGCUGGCAGCAUUGCAGCUGCAACCCUGUCCUAUAAAACCACAAGGGCUGUGCUCCAACAAGGGCUGGAUGAGCUUUAUCAGGUUGCCAAAAAGGUGCUCGAAAUGGCAGAUCUGCAGUAG